Molecule: messenger RNA, 870 nt
Organism: Symbiodinium natans
Lineage: Eukaryota; Dinophyceae; Suessiales; Symbiodiniaceae
Source: the annotation of a GenBank genome assembly
AUGUCAGGCAGCACAUGGCAGCACGGAGUGACAGUGGUGACAGUGACAAGAGACCGGCCAGAGUUCUUGUUGCGAGCGGCCAAGUCGGUUUUCGCACAAGAACCAAAGGACCUCUUUGUGAAGCAUGUGAUCAUCGGCGUCGAGUGCUCGCAGCUCAAUCAAUGGAGAGACGACUACUUCGAUGAUUUAGCGAACCCGAAAGAUUGUCGAACGCUGGUCUGCGAGAACGUUUCUCGCACACCUGCUUCAGCAGCUGCUUCCAUCUCGGCGAGAUGUGCUGCGCUGCGGAUGGAAGCUGUCAGAAGACACGCAAACACCGAUUUUGUGGCCUUUUUGGAUGACGACAACGUGCUCCUGCCACAGCAUCUCACUUCGCUGAUGUCCUGCGCCGACAUGGCUCCAGCUGUGGAUUUGGCCUAUAGUCACAGACUGAUGUUCCACAACGACGGACAUCUGUUCAGAGGUGACUUCUUCCCGUGGGCUGUCAAUGACGAGCUCCAAAGCAACGGACUAAAGGUGAUGACGCAAGGAGGCAUCAUGGUUGAAGAAAGUCCUGUGGUCUUCGACACUCAUUUGUGGGAUGAAUCUUCUGGCUACUCUGGAACUGUCGAUACAAAUGAAUGGUUGAUGCGUCGAUCUCUGCUGGACUCAAUCCCAUGGCCCAGUGACGUGACAGAGAGAGAGCAGCAAAAUGGCAUCUUCGAAGACGGCAAGUUCCUACGCUGGCCUUCAGACUCGGUGGGCGCAGCAACUCUGCUCCUCAGGUGCCGGGCAGAACGAUCUGCACUCCGAGCUUCGCCAUCUUCGUGGAGAGAUGCAGCUUUGUCCAGCGAGUCGCCAGCCUCACAGUUGCGGAGAAAGCCCUCGUAA